Molecule: messenger RNA, 951 nt
Organism: Metarhizium robertsii ARSEF 23
Lineage: Eukaryota; Fungi; Ascomycota; Sordariomycetes; Hypocreales; Clavicipitaceae
Exons: 1
Coding region: 1-951 (316 amino acids)
Biological process (GO): mannosyl-inositol phosphorylceramide biosynthetic process
Molecular function (GO): mannosyltransferase activity
Source: RefSeq, a predicted model, not a curated record
AUGUUGGUUAGAAACAACCUCAAGAAUCGGUUUAUUCUAUUUUUAUUCCUUUGCGUCGCUGUUGUCUGUUUUUCCGUUUCCACGCUGCGCGGUUUUUGGGCUGGCGAGGUUAUUCUCCAACGCAACCUUCUUCCUCUCACCGAGGCAUCCAUCGUCCAGCAUGACAACGCCUUACACCCCGGCCCUUCCAUCGAGAGAAUACCCAGAAUUAUUCAUCAAAUAUACAAGAACAGGACAAUACCCGAAAAGUGGUCCGAGGCCUACCGUUCGUGUCGCGAGCAAAAUCCUCCCGGAAACUGGACUCAUGUCCUUUGGACGGAUGAAAAAGGACGAGAUUUUAUAAGAUCUCUUUACUCCUGGUUUCUACCCAUAUACGACAGCUAUCCCUACAAUGUCCAACGGUUCGAUGCCCUUCGGUACCUGCUACUUCACCAUUACGGCGGGAUAUAUCUCGAUCUGGAUGUAGGCUGCAAAAAGGACCUCUCGCCCCUUUUGAAAUAUCCUGCCUUCUUUGGCAAGACAACUCCAUACGGGGUUAGCAAUGACGUCAUGGGCUCUGAGAAGGGUCAUGAGCUCUUUCGCCAACUCGUUCUCUCACUCGAGCGGAAUAAUUAUUACCGCGGAACAAAGUAUCCGACGGUCAUGAUGUCUACCGGCCCAAUGUUCGUGACACGCGUUCUGGUAGACUUUCUGAGGGCCAGCAGCCACAACACGACGGCGGAAGUUUCUGAAGACGUGAGAGACUUGCAUGUGGCUAUUCUUCCGCCAGAGCUAUAUGGGAUGUCUCCCGUCUCGUACUUUGAGCAUCACCCUGGUUCGUCGUGGCAUGGCUGGGACGUUUGGGUCUUGAGCAAUAUAAGCAAUCGGCCAAUUCUGUUUCUUUGCAGCGGUUCACUCACCUUGGUUGGAAUAUUAUGUCUUGUUAGAAGAAGGCGGAGAAUAGUGGUUUGA